AUGGGGAACUCACAACCAACCAACAUAACUCUAUCAAAGAAGGUACCACCAUCCUCACGCUCUCCUCAACCACAGCCAAAACAACAACAAUACAGAGUGCAACCAUCCUCUCCAACUAAAAUUCUGCCAGCAACAAUCAUUAAUGAAACAAUAUCAUCCUCUCCAAAGAAGACCAAUAGCAGUAGAAGGUCUUCUCUGGUGAGUGACUAUGAAAGUCCAGAGCUAUCAAGUUUGGUCUUUGGUUUUGUUGUGGGAACACCUCCAAAACGCUCUGAUUCUCUCUCAAACAAUAGUGACACGACUAGUGUUAUGAGUUUCGGGAGCCCUCAAUCAGCACCUCCAGUCUUUAGCCCAUCCAGAAAGAGAAGCCAAUCAUUGUACAAGGAGCAACGAAUGGUAAACUCGUGCAAGGAAUUGAAGAAGAAUAGAAUUAUUCCUGUCAAUGCUGAAGUUGCCUUACCAAAGUCAAGUAGUAUGCAUGCCCUUCGUACAGAUAAAAAUGAUGGAAUCAGCAGAGGUAGAUCAUCAACAUUAGGCUCUGUUCCAAAAAAUGGCAUUUCCAGAAGCUCGUCAUUCAGUAAUAAUAAUGGUGGUAUUUCUGCUGUGGUGGCCAAUCCUUAUUCUAUUGUUGGUCCAAGUAGUCCUAGCUCACCUAGAUCAAUUCCUUCUUCUCCUUCCUCACCUAGCUCUCCGCUCCUUCUCUCUCUCUUCUCAUCAUCAUCUUCUAAUAUGAUAGCUAGCAGCAAUUCGCCUCCUUUGUGUAUUGGAAUUAACAGAAAUACUGUUCCAUUAAUACAUGUCUCAACACCUGAAGAACCUCAUGCUUAUGAGCACUUAUCGCCGACAAUCCAAGAAGUUCUACUCUCCAAACUCGAUAAAACAUCCAAAGAUAAGGCAUUGAAAAAGCUUUCUAGAGAAUCAGCCUUUGUAAAAUAG
Molecule: messenger RNA, 936 nt
Organism: Naegleria gruberi
Lineage: Eukaryota; Heterolobosea; Eutetramitea; Acrasida; Naegleriidae
Exons: 1
Coding region: 1-936 (311 amino acids)
Source: RefSeq, a predicted model, not a curated record